CUCUCCCUCUCUCUCUCUUCCUCCGCUCCUGGCUCCUGCACUUCCAGCUUCUCCUCCAAAUCGUUGCUUCAUGUUCCUUUUUUGAGUUUGUUUUAGUUCAACUCAGUUGAAAAAAAAAGGUGUGGCAAUGGGUGGCGGCGGAACGCUGAUAUCUGUUUAUCCAGAGGAUCUCACUUUCCUAUUUGAGCUGGAUAAACCGUGCUAUUGCAAUCUCAAGGUGGUGAACAACAGCGAGCAUCAUGUUGCAUUCAAGGUCAAGACGACAUCACCGAGGAAGUAUUUCGUCCGGCCGAACGCGAGCAUAGUCCAGCCAUGGGAUUCUUGCACUAUAACAAUUACGCUGCAGGCGCAGAAAGAGUACCCUCCAGAUAUGCAAUGCAAGGAUAAGUUCUUGAUUCAGAGCACUAGGGUAGCUGCCAGUACUGACAUGGACGAGAUUCCCCCUGAUACGUUCAACAAAGAAGUUGAUAAGGUGAUUGAGGAAAUGAAGCUUAAGGUUGUUUAUACACUGCCCAGUGGAAGUUCUGACGACUCUGGUAUUACAUCUUCAGGAAGCAGGAGCUUCAGAUCAGGGUCUGAUGAUCUUGCGAUGCUGAAAAAUGCAAGCAUGGAAGAGAUCCAGACAAUACAACGCCUGAAAGAUGAAAGAGAUAACACUCUGCAGCAAAAUCAGCAAAUGCAACGUGAAUUGGAUGUGCUUAGGAGGCGUAGAAGCCGCAAGAGCGACGCGGGUUUCUCCUUGACGUUUGCUGCUUUUGCUGGGCUCAUAGGUGUUCUGGUUGGGCUCCUGAUGAGCCUCAUCUUCUCUUCCCCUCAGGCUGCUGCUUAACUGCCCAAAGGUUGCAACCAAUAGGUAUAUUAUUAUUCAGCUGAUCAGCUCAAUGAGGAAGAAUUGUGACCUGCACCGGUCAAUAUCGAUCCUGCAAGCAUAGCUAGGAGGGAUUGAGCUGCUCUGGGAAGGAAAAUACAUGGAAAAUUCUGCUUUAGUCUCCGUAAUUAUUUUGUUCAUUGCAAUGUAGUUAAUAUGCGUCGAAUCAUAAGUGUCACAAUGGUUCACCCCACGUUAAUUUCUAAAAUCUGUAUCUGCCCCUCUUAUGCAAUCUUUCUGUACAAUUAGUUUGACAUAUAUAUCAGGGAGAAGCUGUAUGCAUUCACCGA
Messenger RNA from Oryza brachyantha (malo sina), 1158 nucleotides. RefSeq names its product vesicle-associated protein 2-1. Lineage: Eukaryota; Viridiplantae; Streptophyta; Magnoliopsida; Poales; Poaceae. The transcript is spliced from 9 exons. Gene Ontology annotation, biological process: endoplasmic reticulum membrane organization. Gene Ontology annotation, cellular component: endoplasmic reticulum membrane; plasma membrane. The coding region runs from base 128 to 829 and encodes 233 amino acids. The record is from RefSeq and is a predicted model, not a curated record.